CUGCUGCCUGCUGCAGCCCCUGGCACAGAGCGAGCCGGGAGCAUGGGGCAGGUGGCUUGGAAGGGUUUAUUUCUGUCACUUUUUGAUUAUAAAACAGAGAAAUACGUCAUUGCGAAGAACAAGAAGGUGGGGAUUCUCUAUCGAGUGGUGCAGCUCUCCAUCCUGGCUUACCUGGUGGGGUGGGUGUUUGUGGUCAAGAAGGGCUAUCAGGACACCGACACAUCCCUCCAGAGCUCUGUCAUCACCAAGCUGAAGGGGGUAGCCUUCACCAACACCUCGGAGCUGGGGGAGAGGCUGUGGGAUGUUGCAGACUACGUCAUCCCUCCGCAGGGUGAAAACGUCUUCUUUGUCAUGACAAAUCUGAUUGUGACCCCAAACCAGAGGCAAGCCACGUGUCCUGAGAGCGUCACCAUUCCCGAUGCCCUGUGUGACAAGGAUGGGGACUGCCCGGCAGGGGAAGCGGUGGUGGCUGGCAAUGGGGUUAAGACUGGCCGUUGUUUGAAAGACAGGGACAGUAUCAGAGGGACUUGUGAGAUACUGGCCUGGUGCCCAGUGGAGAAAAGAUCCAAGCCCAAGAAACCACUUCUUGCCAGUGCAGAAAACUUCACUGUUUACAUCAAGAACUCAAUCCGCUUCCCCAAGUUUAAGUUCUCCAAGAUGAAUGUGCUGGCAACUGACAACGAGUCCUACCUGAAGAGCUGCCGCUACAGCACGGAGCAUCCCUACUGCCCCAUCUUCCUCCUGGGCAACAUCGUCCGGUGGGCUGGGAGUGACUUCCAGGAGAUGGCCUUGGAGGGUGGUGUGAUAGGAAUUCAGAUUGAAUGGAACUGUGAUCUUGAUAAAGCCCCUUCUGAAUGUAAUCCUCACUAUUCUUUUAGCCGGCUGGACAACAAGUUUGCAGAAAAGUCCAUCUCUGCUGGGUACAACUUCAGGUUUGCCAAAUAUUACCGGGAUGCCGAGGGGGUCGACUACCGGACACUCAUUAAAGCGUAUGGAAUCCGCUUUGAUGUGAUGGUGAAUGGCAAGGCAGGGAAAUUUAACAUCAUUCCCACCAUCAUCAAUAUCGGUUCGGGGCUUGCUCUCAUGGGAGCGGGAGCUUUCUUUUGUGACCUGGUGCUGCUCUAUCUGAUUAAAAAGAGUAACUUUUAUCGAGGCAAAAAGUAUGAGGAAGUAAAGUCCAGUUCCAGGAAAUCCUUAUCCAGCCCUACGCUGAAUGGGAACCAGAGCCCUGAGCAGCUCGGGGGGCUCUAGGCACAGCGGUGGGCCUGCCAGCGGGACUCGUGCUCCAGGAAAACCACACAGGUGUGAAAUCGCACCGGGACUGGGAGGUGGAGAUACCCCAGAUCAGGUCUUUAUUACCAGGAUUCCCAGAGGAACAGAAGUCCUUUAAAGAAUGCCCUUCCCUGAGAUGCUCUCUGGUAUCCUGAGCUUGCAACAGUGUGUCGUCACUACGGAUUUAUAAAAGGAUUUUAUAAAAGGAAAAAGGAGGCACCAAACGAGUGUUUCUAUAUCUAUCGAUAGAUCUAUCUGUACC
Molecule: messenger RNA, 1534 nt
Organism: Leptosomus discolor (cuckoo roller)
Lineage: Eukaryota; Metazoa; Chordata; Aves; Leptosomiformes; Leptosomidae
Gene: P2RX5
Product: purinergic receptor P2X 5
Biological process (GO): calcium ion transmembrane transport; response to ATP
Cellular component (GO): plasma membrane
Molecular function (GO): purinergic nucleotide receptor activity; extracellularly ATP-gated monoatomic cation channel activity; ATP binding
Source: RefSeq, a predicted model, not a curated record